AUGCGUGUUCCGACGUUACUAUUCCUUGCAACGACAUAUGUGUCUGCCCAUGACGAAAAGAUACCGUCUGUGCAUGAUCCAAUCGUGUCCUUAGAUCACGUCGAUCACUGUGCAACACUUGGUUAUGAUAUUCACGCACUGGAUUGCCGUCUAUGUGACGAAUUAGCGACGUAUUUAACAUCAACCACGUUACAAUAUUCAGUCAAGAAGAAACGUGUUACUUCAGUGACUCAAGAGUGUCACGAAUGUUGUUCGAAUUUUUCCAAAGUUUUGGAAGCCGAAGGUCGUCGGUAUGUAAAAGCGGUAUUAGCCGUCAGUCAAUACCGUUUACGACGGUAUCCAAAGGUUGCAAACUUUGUGGAACACCACGCUCCUCAGAUGAAGCGAGUGGAAGUCAAAGAGACGAAUUAUCGACUUCCAACGUUACAAUUCUAUGACAAGGAAGGAGAAAAGAUGGAAGAAAUGAGUGUCGCCUACUGGGAUGAAAAGUCUAUUGGAGAGUUUAUUGAGAAUAAAUUACUGCCAGAGGAGACAGAGGAGGAAGAUAAGGACGUGAUGAAGAAUGAUGACAAGGUUCAAGUCAAGACGGAGCUAUGA
This is a messenger RNA of Peronospora belbahrii, 597 nucleotides long. The record is from the annotation of a GenBank genome assembly. NCBI's taxonomy places the organism in Eukaryota, Oomycota, Peronosporomycetes, Peronosporales, Peronosporaceae.